AGCGGAAGGGGCGCGCGGCCGGCCGGGCGCACAGAUGGCGGAACGGAAGCUCCUUGUUCUCUUUGGCAGCCAGACUGGGACAGCUCAAGAUACAGCUGAGAGAAUUGGCAGGGAAGCCAAGCGGCGUCACUUUCACUGCAGGGUAGAGGCCCUGGAUAGUUACCCUGUGGCGCAGCUGAUCCAGGAGCUGCUGGUGGUAUUUGUGUGUGCAACCACAGGCCAGGGGGACCCGCCUGACAACAUGAAGAAUUUCUGGAGGUUUAUCUUCCGAAAGAACCUGUCCCCCGCCUCCCUUUGCCAGAUGGACUAUGCCGUGCUGGGCCUCGGAGACUCCUCCUAUCCCAAGUUUAAUUUUAUUGCGAAGAAGCUGCACAAGCGGCUGCAGCAGCUCGGGGCCAGCCCCAUCCUGCCAGUCGCCUUGGGAGACGACCAGCACGACUUGGGGCCGGAUGCAGUGGUUGAUCCCUGGCUACUGGACUUGUGGGGAAGGAUCCUACCCUUGUACCCUCUGCCUCCUGGCCUUGGCAUUAUCAGCCCAGAUGUCCUUUUACCCUCCAAGUUCACGUUUCAUUUUCUGGAUGAGCGCUCCAGUGGCUGCGAUGGAGAGGCAGCCAGGCAGGCCACCUCAGAGCUGCACCCCUUUGCUGCCCGGGUGGUGUCCAACCUCAGAGUCACGGCGGAAUCACACUUUCAGGACGUCCGGCUCAUUGAGUUUGAUAUCACAGGCUCUGGGAUUGAGUACAGUGCGGGAGACGUGGUGAUGAUCCAGCCCCGGAAUGCCCCUGAGGACGUGCAGCAGUUCUGCCAGCUCCUGCGCCUGGAUCCAGACAGAUGCUUCGUGCUGAAACCCUCUGAGCCCAGAACCCCCCUUCCUGCCCACUUGCUGCAGCCGUGCACCAUCCAGCACCUGGUCGCCUGCUACCUGGACAUUUCCUGUGUUCCCCGUCGCUCUUUCUUCGAGCUCUUGUCUUGGUUCUCGCCAAACGAACUGGAGCGAGAGAAGCUACAGGAAUUCAGCUCUGCGCAGGGCCAGGAGGAGCUCUACAGCUACUGCAACCGGCCCCGCAGGACCACGUUGGAGGUCCUCUGCGAUUUCCCUCACACCACUUGUGCUGUUCCUCUUGACUACCUGCUGGACCUCAUCCCCCGUAUCCAGCCCCGUGCCUUUUCCAUCGCCUCCUCCAUGCUGGUUCUCCCCAACAGACUCCAGAUCCUUCUGGCUGUGGUGCAGUACAAGACACGUCUCAGCAAACCCCGACGUGGCCUCUGCUCUACCUGGCUGGCAUCCCUCCACCCUCAACAAGGGGAUGUCCGGGUUCCUCUGUGGGUGAAGAGAGGAGGGAUGAAGUUCCCUGUGGAGCCAGACACCCCUAUCAUCAUGAUUGGCCCUGGCACGGGAGUGGCACCCUUCAGAGCAGCCAUACAAGAGCGUGUUGCACAUGGCAGGAAAGGGAACUAUUUAUUUUUUGGCUGCCGCCAGAAAUCCAAGGACUUUUACUGCGGGGCUGAGUGGCAGGAGCUGGUGAAGAGCGGGCACUUGACUCUCUUUACAGCCUUCUCCAGGGACCAGGAGGAGAAGAUUUAUGUUCAGCACCGAAUUAGAGAGAACCAAGGACUGGUAUGGGAUCUGCUGAGCCGUGGGAACGCUCACAUCUACCUGGCGGGAAAUGCCAAGCAAAUGCCGGCAGCAGUAGCAGAAGCCCUAAAAUCCGUGUUCCAACUGGAAGGGGACCUGUCCCCCUCAGAAGCUGAGGAGUAUCUAACAACCUUGGAAAGAUCCCGUCGCUUCCAGAUGGAAACCUGGUCGUGAGCCUGGAGCCAAGCCUGGAACAGCCUGUUCCUGGCUAUUCCCCUGGCCUGCCAAAUGCUUGUAGCUAUGUGGGAGUGUCCAGGCCCAGACAACACCCAAUAAACCCACUAGCACCUUGUGUCAGCCUCACAGUUCAGUGCCAGGGUGUCUCAACCAGCACAGUUGCCCUGCUAGUGACAGAGGGGAAACUGAGGCACAAAGGGGGGAAAUGGCUUGCCCAAGGUUAAGUGAGUCCAUAGCAGAAUCACGAGUAUAUCCAGUCAUCCACCCAUGUAAACAAGACCGUGGUGUCCUGUAUAUCAUCUCCGAGAGUCUGCCUCCAGCUGCAGAGUGGUGAUGUCAUGUAGGGAAGAUAGUGAGUCCUUGAAUACUUGGACGAGGUGUCACUGAUGCCAGUUCACCUUCCGGAGUCUGCAAGUAGCCUGAACGCAUGACUCAGAGAUGUGUGAGCUUCCCCGUUCCUCCAGGAGCUGAGCUGACACCUACUAAGGACAGUUUAAAUGGGGCAUAAGUAACUGGUUCCCUGCCAAGUCCCUAAUGGCCUCCUGUAUCACCUCCGAGCCAGCAGCCAAGCCUCCUCCCACGCAGUUCUGUGCCAUGCAGGCAGUUGAAAAUGGGGUGAAGGGAGGGGGCUGCUGUCCAGUGGAGCCACAGACCCAGUGAAUGGAUGCAGAACCUGCACUUGGAAUCUGGAGGUGGGGAGGGGGGCCUGCUGUUUAGUUGGCCAGGGCCCAGCUGCACCUGGGCGGGGAGAACUUCUCCAGGAGCCACAUUCACUCUCAGCAACAGCUGUGUGCAGGGCUCCUGGCGAAGGUAGCCAGUGCUUUCACUGGACGCUCAUGCCCAACCCCUUCCUAGGCUCAGGGGUGCUGGCACAUGGGUCCCUGCUGGCAGAAAUGGGGCUGGAAGCAGCGCCUGUGCCCCACACAUCCUCGUGCUGCAGUACAAAGACCAGAGGGAGGGGUGCACCCACCACCACAAGUCAGUUUCUUCCCGGCUGUCUGCGGCUCGAGGUGGAGCACUACAGCGCUGCAGGUUAGCUGCACAGCUCACUUUUCUUCUGUUUGUUUGUUGUUUAGCACAGACUUGGGUGUUCGGGGGCUCCCCGCCCCUUUCUUUGUAAUCAGGGCCUGCUUUGACCUCGACCCUGUGUGUUGGUGGCCUUCCCCAGAUGAGUUAGGCCAAACCCCUGGGUUCAAACCCUGCCAGACCUGUCACAGACCAUUCCGCCUGCCUCCGCUACUUCAGAGAGCCUCACGUCCCCCUAAGCAUAGGGGCUGCUCCAGCUUCGAGAGCAGAUCCAGGGAGCUGAGGGGAGAGUUAUGAAGCCUGUGGAGUCCGAUUCCCCCCCCACCCCCAACCCCGUUGUAGCUGCUCGGGGAGCACUCCGGUGCCUGAAGAGCUCAUGGUGCAGCUUAGGAUACUUUGAAACGUCAGCGGAGGGAAAGGCCCCAUUCACCAGAAAGAGAGACUCAAACGAAGGGAAAAGUCUCCUCUCCUCUAAUGCCAGGGAGCAAGGAGGCCUCACGUCCUGGUGUGGAGACUGCUGAGGCUUCUCCCUGCCCUAGGACCAACAGGAAUCCUCUGGCAAGCAGCCCCAGGAUCAGAGCCCUCCAAAUAGAGGGGCAGCUUAAAGGAAUCCUCUUAGACACAUGCUCCGGUAUUGUCUUCCCAGGGUCACAGCCACAGAGAGCACACGAACCGUUCAUCUGUACCAUCUCCAGCACUGCUCAGCGUGGCCUCACCCGCAGGAACGGGAUCCAAGUUCACCAUUACCAACCAGGUUGCUUUCCCGUGAGGAUCCCUGAGUCAUGGAAGAACCUGAAUCCUCUCUGCUGAGAGAUAUCGACUAAGAUUACUUGCUGAUGUAGUAGGAAGAGGGCCUGAAACAUAAGCCCAUGUAUCAGAAGCCUGGUAUGGGGCCUGAGGCCUGGGCUAAAGUAGUCAAAACUUUGCUGAUAUAAAGCAAUGUUAAGUUGUGAGCAAGAGGCAGGCCCUGCUCACAGAAUCUGGCAAGAACAGGGCUAAUAUUGCAGAAACACACAUUCCUGAGUGCUGCUAGGCAUAAGAAUAUAAACACAAGCACAUUCCAGGAAGGUGGUACCAGAACACCUCGAUGCCAAACACAUUCCCCAAAGAGAGCAGGAACGCACCAACCCAUCCUACAGAUAAGGUCAGGAUGACAGUGUGAUGGAUAGAGACGUACAAGGUGAUGAGAGGUAACUGGCUACAUCAGAGGGUGUCAACUAACUACAUCAGAGGGACAGUGUGUAACUUGUUCGUACUGAUGUAUUAAAAGGUAUCUCAGAGGGAGUGUCUUUGGCUGGCCUGGGGUUAAUGGACUGAGCUAGUCCGUUGCAACGGGCACGCAUGUGUUUGUGUACCUGUAACCAUAGAGCCAGGGCACUGGGACUGUGCUUCGUUGGCAAUAAACCUGAUCAUGUGCCUUCCCUAUUAAA
This is a messenger RNA of Gopherus flavomarginatus (Mexican gopher tortoise), 4269 nucleotides long. It is a transcript of the gene NDOR1, whose product is annotated as NADPH dependent diflavin oxidoreductase 1. Bases 35 to 1810 code for a protein of 591 amino acids. Gene Ontology annotation, molecular function: NADPH-hemoprotein reductase activity; FMN binding; flavin adenine dinucleotide binding. Gene Ontology annotation, cellular component: cytosol. Lineage: Eukaryota; Metazoa; Chordata; Testudines; Testudinidae. The record is from RefSeq and is a predicted model, not a curated record. The transcript has 15 exons.